ACUGACAUCUAACUUGUCCAAUCAGCGAUUGCCGCUGCACCAUUAUCCUCCAAUCAGUUUAGCAGUGCUUGGGUUCGGACUCCGUGGCCCACUGGCCUGGUGCCUGAAAGAUGCCCGGGUCUCUCGGCACCGCGUUCUCCACGGACACCCCUCUGGAAAGGCAUCCCCGACGCCAGGAUUGGCCGCCUGACUCGGGGCAAACGGAGUUCUCGGUAGGAGAUGGCGGGUGGCUUGAGGUUAUGCCUGAAACUGGUGCAGAUUCAGAUGAUGAAUCUCCCAAUGUUGAACUCAGCAAGAGCAACAAAGGUGAAUUAAUGGAUUUUCUAAGCCAAGAUGAGGGAAAUUUUAACAAGCAGUACUAUGAAAGGCUUAUGACCUUGAAGAACUCUGGUCGACAAAGACUGCUGGCACUGGACAUGCAAUAUGAGCAGCAGAAGAAUAAACUUAAAUCAGAAGGUGAGGGAAAACUGGACAAUGUGGGACUGACAGAAGAAGUGAUCAAAUUCUUUGCAAUGAAUGAAGGAAGAAUUCCUGUGGACAACAGAUCCUCCAAGCCGAAUUCAUCUAGAAAUAUAAUGAAGAGAAAUUCCUACUCUGGUAAUGAACACUGCAGUUUAACAGAUACAAAGGGAUCUGUUAAAAAGGAUCUUUUGCAGCCAAAAAAGCCCAGCAGACCUGAGAGUACCACAUCGGCUUGGAUCUCACAGAUCACAGUCCCUCAGCCAUUCAAUAUGACGAUGCGGGAGAGUCAGAAGAAUACAGAGGUUCUCAGAUCAAGGCUGAUGAUGGAAGUGGAGAAACAGCUGGUGGAGAAAUGGCAGCAGGAAGAGGCAGAAUGCCAGAAGAAAUUCCGAGCCCUCCCUGUGCCCGGUCACGUUUACUUGCAACUUUAUGAUGAAAUCAAUGAACGGAAUGAAGAGAAGAGAAAGAAAGAAACAGAGAAACGGCAAGAAUAUCUGCUGUCCACACAGAAACCAUUUAGCUUCACAAAGAAGGAAGAAAGGAGGAAAGAAAAGUUGAAACAACAACUCUGUGCCGUGGUUCCAGAAACAGGAAGGACAGUAAAACGGAUGAAGAAAAUUCCACGUUCUGUCCAGGACCCAUCAGUGAGUGAGAAACUCAAAGAUGAACUUUACAGAAAAAUCAGGAUUCAUAUGAGAGCUGAAGAUUUGCUCAAAAAGGCUGCAGCACCUAUAGACCAUAAACCGAAAAAUCAGGUCACUACUAGCUCGAUGAGAGCAAGGCAGGAGAAGCUGAGCUUUCUGGAGGAAAAACCAAAGUUCAAGCCAAGGAUAAAUCCAGGAAUUCCUGACUAUACCAAACUGUACAAUGCAUUUCAAAGAGGAGCAAGAAAAGAGACAAAGGGGUCAACAAAAUGUGUGCCCUUUGAACUGCAAACAUCAAAGUUGCCCCCACGACAAAGCAAAGCCAAGACUAUAGUACCAAAGGAAAAGGCAAAGAUUCACUUGAAGAAAAGUAAUUCUUUCAGUGAUAUUCGUUCACUAUCUUCUCAUACACUGCCCAUCUCUACGACAAACGCUGCAAGGAAAAGGCAGUCGGCUGUCAGAAAAUCUCUGGAAGAACGAGAUAAGCAGGAAAUAGAAAAAGCUGAAUGGAUGGAGAAGUACAAAAAGAAUGUCCAAGAUAUAAGCAAAAAAGUAUCAAUCCGAGCUAAAGCGAUGGACUCUCAUCAAAGCCUUGCAGAGACCUUCAAAGAAAUAUUGAAGAAGUAUAGGCAGGCGGACCUUAGGAGGAAACAGGAGUACAAGAAGGAAUUAGAGGAGAUGAAAAGGAGAGUCUGCAGCAGACCCUAUCUUUUUGAACAAGUCACUCAGAAAAAUGCCACUUUUGAGGCCGAGAAACGAUACCGUGAAGCACUACGGCAAGCUGGGGUGGAUGAAGAAUUUGUCUGGGACAAAGGAGGAAAUGCAGAGGAUAUUCCACUCUCAAUACCGGAUAUUGAAGAGAGCAGUCAUGACAGUGCAGACAGAGAAAAGAACAACUGUUACAGGUCAAGUGAAUCUUUGGAAAAUUUUAAAUCCUUGGAUGAAGAAAAGAACUUUAAGAUCAGGGAUGAGGAUGAAGAUGAGAAUGAAGAGCAGGAUGAAGAUGGUGAGCAAGAGACUAGUUCUAAUACUGAUCAGGAGAAUGAUCUUGAUUCUCAUGUAAAGGAGAAUUCAGCCAGCGAACAGGACGAGUAAUUCUGUCCCUCAAAUAGUGGUGUCCCGGCACUGUUAAGGAAAUAUUUUUAUCCAUGUUGUAAGGGAGUAUUCUGGAAUUGGGUGAAUAUAGCAGAUAUUAAUUUAAGCAAGAAUCAGUCUUCAGUUCUUAUUAUACAUUGCAAGCAAUAAAUUGGUGAAAAUAACAGACUCUUCCACAAACUAAGAUUGUGUAUGCAUCAACUGAACAUUAAGACAAUGGGGUUGUGCUAACUGCCCUGCAUCAACUAUGGGGUUAAGGCAUUUACGCCAUUAUAAAUAUAAAUAAGUUCAGGAACCUUGCAAUAAGUUUGUCCCAGCAAAGUUAUUUCAACAUUCAAAAGUGUCUCCCAUCGUAGAUAUAUCAUUCAAAGGAAGCAUUAUCAAUCCAAAAUAUUGAAGUAAACAUCUUUGUAAGUAUUGAAACUGAAAUGAAUCAUCUAUUGAUCUUAAGGGUAUAAAAAUGUGAUAUACUUUGAAUUUGUGGGACUCUACCAUGACUGUCUUCCUGCUUGUUGUGAUGAAUAAAGAUCACCAGCUUCAGUGUCUCUCCAGUGACUGUGAUCACAUUCACAACACAUGUAACUUGAUUUUGCAUUAAACCAGUACAUUUUUUUCAGCUUGUGAACUUUGGCAUAUAUGAGUUAACCAAAACAGUCAGCCAAUAUGCCAGAGAAAUGUGUCACUUUAAAAACUAAUCACAAACACCUCAGCUUAAUAAACAACUUGGGUUACAUAUAAUACAAUGUUUCUCAAGGUGUUAUAUCUCAAAACUGUGUGCUGUUUAUACAUUGUUUUUAAUUUAAUGCAUGCAGGAGGGCAGUGGGCAGGAUGACAAGGACGUCAUUUUACUCAAAGUACCGAUGCCCAAAGAAAAAACAAAUUUAGGCCAUUCAUGCUGGUUCUUUAAAAGAAUUAUCCAAUUAGUUCCACUUUAUACAUCUAUGCAAUUAUGUAAUCUUGAAAUAAUAAUUACACAUUUUCUAUUUACAGAUCUAAUAAUCACAAAGAAACUUCUUCAGACCAAAACUCAUGCAUAACAGUAAAAUAAACUGAAUAUAAUGUUAUACAAAACACAAUUUCCUUAUCCCAGCUUCUAGCAUCUAUAGGAUUAUCCCAGUGUACUCUUUUAAUAGCUGUAUACUUACUUCCAUUAAGUGUGCUGCAGAAGCAGAACACUCUUCUAUCUCUUGCAAGUUUUCAAGAUUUAGUUCCAACUGAAGUAAAUUACUUCUGCUCUGAUGAUGUUUUAGAAUCUUAUUACCAAGAAAUAUUUAACAGGAAAUAAUAUUUCUUGGAUUACUGUCACCUAAUAACAAUUAGUGCAUUUUUAAUUUCAUAACAGUAUAUUCAAGACUUUAUUGAAUAGUUUGUUCCUUUCUAAAACUAAAUUAUACGUAAAUCAUUAUUAUGGAAGCAGACGCUUUUUUAUUGCUGUUUAUCUUUCUAGUGAAAUUAAGAUAUACAAACACAAUUGAGGAAAUAAAGUUUGAGGAGUUGUAAAUACUGUUUAUAUUGUUUAAAUUAUUUAUUAUUUUUACCCAUGCACUAUAUGAUUACAGCCACUUAACUGUUUAUAAUUUCCAUCAGGCUCUGUUCUGAUAUCAAACACCAAUAUUUAUGCUUAUCUUUGACAUUUUACAAUGUCCAAUUCAUUCAGCAAAUGGGUUAAAUUAAAUAAUUUUCCUGCCAAUAAUCUGGCUGUUAAACAUGGCACCUGUUUUAUUUCCAAAUUUCUUUUUUUUUCAAAAUGAAAUUCACCCUUACUAGUAAGCAAAUUUAGUUAUCUCAGGGUAACACACAAAAUUCUAGAGGAGCUCAGAACAGGUGAAGGAAUUCAGCCCGAAACAUCAAUUCGUUAUUCCUCUCCAUCGAUGCUGUCUGAUCUGCUGAGUUCCUCCAGCAUUGUGUUUUACUCUGGAUUGCCAGCAUCUGCAGAAUCUCUUGUGUUUAUAGUUGACUAAGAGGUUUCCUCAUAGAAGAGAUCAGGUAAUCUACUAAUGUAAAGGAUAUAAAUCACAACUAUUGGUAUCAAAAAGCUUAUUUCCUUAUUACUACUGCAUAAUUCUUUCUCCUGAUCUGUUUUGUCUUUCAGAUAUGACAGUACAGUAAAUUUAUGGGAUUAGUCUCUGUAGUGGAGAGUCAAUCCAGAGAUAGAAAUGCAAAUCCCACUAUGGCAGUAGGGAAAUUUAAAUACAAAUAAUUAAUUACAACUAGAAUAACAUUUGUUUUAGAGACAGUAAACAUAAUAAACUGGAUUGUCAUAAAAUCCCAUCUGAUUCAUUGAUGUUUUAAGAGAAAGAAAGCUGUAGUUCUUACCCAGCCUGGUCUAUGGUGCAUCUUCAGUUCAAGAAAAGAAAGGCCUUCUCUGUGGCACCUAAAUGCCACAAAUGGAUAAAUAGAAAGGUACCACCUGACCUGCUACAUCUAGCAAUUUGUUCCUUUAACUUGAUCCAACAAGGUUUACAGGAACUUUAUUUGUCACACGUACAUUAAAACAUACAGUGAUACGCGUUGUGUCAACAACCAACACCAUCUGAGGAUUGUGUGUGCCAGGGUCAGCUAUGCUGCUGGCUGAAACACUGCAUGCCCAUAACUCACUAAACCUAACCAUAGGUCUUUGGAAUGUGGGAGGAAACCAAGCACCCAGAGGACACCUACAGGGUCACAGGAGGACAUACUAAGUUCUUACACACAGUAGAGAAAUGAAAUCCCAAGCAGUAAUUGCUGGCACCGUAACGUGUUGGCCAUCCAUUAAUAUUGUAUUCAAUAUUACACCCUGCCGCUCAUCAUUGGUAUCACCAUGCAGAUCUAUUUCCCUCAGCUCUAAGAAGAAAUUGAAAGUGAAAGACAAGGCUUCUACUUGAACUUUUUUUUGAAUAUCCUGUAGCAAGGGGUGGGGAAGCAUCUCCCUUUGGCAGCUG
Messenger RNA from Mobula hypostoma (lesser devil ray), 5122 nucleotides. It is a transcript of the gene fam161b, whose product is annotated as FAM161 centrosomal protein B. Gene Ontology annotation, biological process: cilium organization. Lineage: Eukaryota; Metazoa; Chordata; Chondrichthyes; Myliobatiformes; Myliobatidae. The record is from RefSeq and is a predicted model, not a curated record. Bases 111 to 2201 code for a protein of 696 amino acids. The transcript has 10 exons. Gene Ontology annotation, cellular component: cilium.